ACAAUCAUGUCUGGACGCGGCAAAGGCGGCAAGGGUCUGGGUAAGGGAGGCGCUAAACGCCACCGCAAGGUUCUGCGCGACAACAUCCAGGGCAUUACCAAACCAGCUAUCCGUCGCCUGGCUCGGCGUGGCGGUGUGAAGCGCAUCUCCGGCCUCAUCUACGAAGAGACCCGCGGGGUGUUGAAGGUAUUCCUGGAGAACGUGAUCCGGGACGCCGUCACCUACACCGAGCACGCCAAGCGCAAGACUGUCACCGCCAUGGACGUGGUCUACGCGCUCAAGCGCCAGGGACGCACUCUCUACGGCUUCGGCGGCUAAAGGCUCAUUCUAUACAUUUUUUUUUAAAGGCCCUUUUCAGGGCCGCCCACCUCCGCUCAGGAAGAGCUGUACGCGACUUCCGUGUUCAAAACGUAUCUGUUGGAAAAAAAAGUGGUUCUGUUUUAAGGCUAACGUGGCCUUAUCUACAGGCCAAACUGUUCGCUUUCACUGCCGGUCUCCAUCAGCCAAUCUUUGGGCACCUGCUAAGAGUAGGGGUACCUUCGCCUAAUCAGGCCGCAAGUGCUCGCUUGUGGGUGGGGCUAACACUGGACUAAGGAAAGCUAAUGAGAGGGGUUUGAAAGUCUCGGUAACCGCAAUGAAGGACUUAUGGCCCGGCGUUCCCGGCUUUUUCUAGUGGGAGGGAUCCUGCCUACCCCACAUCGUCUGUAAAAGGAGCGACAACUGCCAGCCGGAGUUUCGUCGAGGAGGCAGUUUCUUGGGAAGCGGGCAUUACUGAAUCGCCCGCCGCCGAUCUUUUUUUUGGUCCUGGGAGGGACCAGUAGAUAUUUGUACAAAUUGCCAGAACCUGCGAGGGUGCUGCUUCGCUCACAAGAAGUCAGAAGCCGGAUCAAUUAAAAUACAUUGUGAGCAAGACGCCAGCUGGUAGUUCCUAGUGUAUUUGCCUUUAGCAAUGUCAGGAAAGAUCUGCCUUCUAUGAUCUCUCCAUUCCCAGCACCUCCCCGUCCUCCGCUGCGUCGCGCCCCAGACCUUGGCCUCAGGUACCUCUAGACUUUGAGCCAGGCAUCAUGCUGAGUGUCGUCACCCCCCGUAAAGCCAGUGAUCUCGGGUUUAAAAAUGCCUCGGCAUUGCUGAUUUUCAUCCUCAGGCUGGGGGCCCUCCCUAAGCCUCUAGCUAAGCAGAGUUUGUAAAUUCCCGUUUACUAGACUAAGGGUGUCUGUUCUGAACCCCUAGGCCUCUGUCAGGGCCUUUGAGCUUGUAAGGGAGAAGCUCCCUCCUUUGUGGUUAAGUGGCUCUCUUGCACCUUCACCUUCCUUCCAGCUCAUCUCUUUCCUCUGU
Molecule: messenger RNA, 1335 nt
Organism: Lagenorhynchus albirostris (white-beaked dolphin)
Lineage: Eukaryota; Metazoa; Chordata; Mammalia; Artiodactyla; Delphinidae
Product: histone H4
Exons: 1
Coding region: 7-318 (103 amino acids)
Biological process (GO): nucleosome assembly
Cellular component (GO): nucleosome
Molecular function (GO): structural constituent of chromatin; DNA binding; protein heterodimerization activity
Source: RefSeq, a predicted model, not a curated record